AGAGGGAAGGGAAAGAUAGCCGCAAGGGUAAGAAUUGUGAUAUCCUUUAAAAAAAGAGUAGUUAAAUGUAUCUUUGUGAAGGACAAAUAUAAACACAGGUUUACCUUGCAUCUAAGGUUUCAAUAUCUGUAAAUCUAAAUCCAGGUCCAGCCAUUCAGUUAAUUUCAAACCAUUCAGUGAAAGUGUGUUUGGUGAUUUUGUUAUAGGUGAAAGUUCAUAGGUUAAACGUUCACGGUGAGCUUGAGGUGGCCGUACACCUUGCUGCAGACCAGGAAAGGAAGCCAAGAUGGAAGGAAGGGAGGUGGUGUUGCCGACUGUGUCCCGCGUUGCACUGUGUGGUGGUACCCAUGGCAAUGAGCUGUCAGGAGUGUACCUGGUGAGAGAGCGGCUGAGGAUGAGGAAGGUGGAAGAAGACCACAUCUCCGUGGUGACCGUGAUGUCCAACCCGCGUGCUGUCCAGCAGUGUCGGAGAUACACAGAGACAGACCUGAACCGCUGCUUCACCCAUGCCACCCUUAGUGGGCCUGUGACAGACAAAACCCCCUAUGAGAUAGUCCGGUCCCAGGAGCUGAACACCCUGCUAGGUCCCAAAGGUAGUCCAGAGGCCAUGGACCUGGUGUGUGACCUCCACAACACUACCGCUAACAUGGGCCUGUGCCUCAUCGCCUACUCAGACUGUGACUGGAUCUCUCUUCACAUCUACAGAUACCUGCAGAGACAAAUGUCUGACAUACCUGUGAGGUUCAUUCACUUUGACCUUCCCCGCAAUGAAGCAUAUUCCCUCGAUUCUGUAGGCAAACAUGGCUUUGCGAUUGAGAUUGGUCCUCAGGCCCAUGGAGUAGUCAGGUCCAAUAUUUUAUCGACAAUGCAAGAAGGGGUCCAGCACAUGCUAGAAUGGGUCCACCUCUUUAACUCAGGUACCCAAUUUGAAGGAGGAAAAGUGGAUGUGUACACCAUGGUGAAAAAUGUGGACUACCCAAGAGACUUUGAGACCCACGGUAUUACAGCCGCCAUUCAUCCUCAACUCCAGGAUCGGGACUUCUGCCUCCUCCGACCCAAUGACCCUGUGUUCCAGACAUUCUCUGGAGAGACACUAAAGUACAAAGGGACUGAGCCACUCUAUCCAUUCUUCAUUAACGAAUGUGCGUACUAUGAGAAGGGCAUAGCUCUCUCCCUUGCAAGACAGAGGAGUGUGGGGAUACCAUCCAUCCGAUCGGAGAGAGAAGGAGAACAGGGAAAGAGGAAAAGUUCAGCAGAUGAAAUGGAGGAGGAAGAAAAAAUUAAAGGGGAAAUGAAGGGGGAAGGCUAUCAGAAGCUAAUAGAAUAUGGAGAGGAGAGUGAUUCACUAAAUGGACAACACAACUGAGAGCUAAUUUCAAGUUCUUGAUAUGAAUUGUGGAUUUUAAAAAAGCUAUGUAAAAUGGGACACAUUGAUCAAAUGUUAUUAACUUCAAAUAAUAAUAAAAAU
Messenger RNA from Oncorhynchus gorbuscha (pink salmon), 1468 nucleotides. RefSeq names its product N-acyl-aromatic-L-amino acid amidohydrolase (carboxylate-forming) B-like. NCBI's taxonomy places the organism in Eukaryota, Metazoa, Chordata, Actinopteri, Salmoniformes, Salmonidae. Bases 287 to 1366 code for a protein of 359 amino acids. Gene Ontology annotation, molecular function: hydrolase activity, acting on ester bonds; aminoacylase activity. The transcript has 7 exons. The record is from RefSeq and is a predicted model, not a curated record.